This is a messenger RNA of Centropristis striata (black sea bass), 2906 nucleotides long. It is a transcript of the gene lnx1, whose product is annotated as ligand of numb-protein X 1. The transcript is spliced from 10 exons. Gene Ontology annotation, biological process: ubiquitin-dependent protein catabolic process. Gene Ontology annotation, molecular function: protein binding; ubiquitin-protein transferase activity. The coding region runs from base 23 to 2017 and encodes 664 amino acids. NCBI's taxonomy places the organism in Eukaryota, Metazoa, Chordata, Actinopteri, Perciformes, Serranidae. Gene Ontology annotation, cellular component: cytoplasm. The record is from RefSeq and is a predicted model, not a curated record.
GAAAAAGAGUCCAGCGUUGACCAUGAAGGCUCUGUUGCUGCUGGUCCUGCCCUGGCUCAGCCCGGCCAACUACACAGACAAUUUGGGCAACCUGCACAUCCUCUAUUCAGAGCUGUGUAAAGGGGCCUCUCACUAUGGCCUCUCAGCAGACAGGAAGCGGCGCUCGCAGGAGGGCGAAUGCACCGACAGCACGUCAGAACUCACCAUCGCCACGCUGCCCAACGACGGCCCCACUUCUGCCGCCGUGGCUCUCCUUUCAGACGAGCCGGGUCUGGUCAACCCCGCCUUCGACCCCAGCAUGGAGGACAACAGCCAGUCGGGCAGCACCACCAGCCUGGCCGCCCGCAGCAGCACCAAGAAGAGUGAGUUCAGAAAUUUCGACCGUUCUUCAGUGAGAAGCCGCUCCUUCAGAAGGUUGAACCGGGCGUUCAGUGUCCUGCGCAGGACAAAGAGUGGCAACGCAGUAAGCAAUGAGACAUCUGAGGAGAGAGACAAUGCCAGGAAUUCCACUGUGCCACAGGAAGUGCUGGCUCUUCCUCAGCUGCAUCACCUGAUCCCUGAUGGGGAACUUACCAGUAUUAAGAUCACGCGGGUGGAACCCUCAGAACCGCUUGCCAUCAGCAUCGUCGGCGGCAAUGAGACCCCCUUGGUUCGCAUCCUCAUCCAGGAUAUCUACAGAGAAGGUGUCAUUGCUCGGGAUGGACGUUUGCUGCCCGGGGACAUGAUCCUGAAGGUAAACGGCAUUGACAUCAGCAACGUACCCCACUGCUACGCCGUUGCAACCCUCAAACAGCCCUGCCAGCUCCUCCGUCUAACCGUGCUCAGAGAACAGCGCCACCGUUACCGCUCACAUUCACACAGCCACCCACAUGGCCACGGGCACGGCCAUGAUGUCGCCGUCGGCCACCCGUCUCACGGUCUGCCCCACCAUCCCUUGAGGGAUGAUAGCAUCCAUGUGGUCCUAAAUAAAUCCACUCCAGACGAGCAGCUGGGCAUUAAGCUUGUGAGGCGGCCAGAGGAGCAUGGCGUCUACAUCUUUCAUCUGCUGGAGGGCGGACUGGCAGCACGUGAUGGACAAUUGUGUGUUGGCGAUCGCGUGCUGGCCAUCAACGGCCACGAUCUACGUUAUGGAGCACCGGAACACGCGGCUCUGCUCAUCCAGGCAAGCGAGGAGGGUGUCCACUUCAUCGUGUCCCGUCAGAUCUGCCUGCCUACCCCAGACAUCUUACAAGAAGCUCCGUGGGGCAUGGACGGUCCCCCACCAUAUUCCCCUGUGGAUAUAGAGCAAACGCUACUGGACUCUUGUCAGAAGCCUGCAUGCUAUGAGAAGACAGUCACACUGAGUAAGGAGCCGUAUGACUCUCUGGGUAUGACGGUGGCGGGCGGCAUGUCCAGCCGAGGAUGGGACCUCCCCAUUUACGUCACAAAUGUGGACUCUGAUGGAGUGGUGGGACAGGAGGGCUCCAUCCGCAAAGGUGACAUCUUGUUAAACGUGAACGGGGUGGACUUGACGGGGGUGACGAGAGGCGAAGCGGUGGCCAACUUGAAGAACACAUCCUCUCCCGUUGUGCUCAAGGUCUUGGAGAUGCGUCCUCCGGAAGAAAGCAUGCAAGAGUGCACAUUGCCGCCCUGUCUCGCACCCUCACCCACAGACAGCAUCAAGAGCCCACUGCCCAAUGACGAUUACUCGCCACUGUGGGUGUCAUGGCUGCAGCUACCCAGGCAUCUCUACUGCUGCAAAGACAUUGUCCUGCGGCGGAGUACUUCGGGCAGCCUGGGCUUCAGUAUCGUGGGAGGUCAGGAGGAGGUCAACUGCAAUCAAUCCUUUUUUAUCCGCUCCAUCGUGGAGGGGACGCCAGCCUACAAUGAUGGCAGGAUAAGGUGUGGGGACAUCUUGCUCGAGGUGAACGGAAAGAGUACAUGGGGGAUGACCCACACAGCGUUGGUACGCCUUCUAAAGGAGCUUCGGGGCAGAAUCACCCUGACCAUCGUCUCCUGGCCGGGCAGCCUGCUGUAGCAGUGCUCCAAGUCAUCCGGCGCUGCUUCAGUGGCACUGACCAAGGAAUGUGGAAGGCAGAGCUUUAGACUGGCUGACCACCCUAAGCUUGCUGUGUGGGAGAAGCUUAGAAUAGUGCUAUAGCUGUGUGGAUAUCUCACUUCUGAUGGACAGCUGAGACUUUGCCAGGAGUUUAGAGAGGGACAAACAUGAGACUGGAUUUUAACCAGAGGUUAACUCGCCCCCUCCAAGAACGCUGAACAGGGAGGAUCCAGGCCUGAGCCACUUCUGACUGGGAUGUUAUCUGUUUAGAGGACACGGUCUUUCUCUGGCACAGCAUCCAGUGCGUGGGGUGGGUGGAUCGAGAGGAGACACAACACGUUGCCAAUUCCAGUAGUUAUAUAUUAGGGUAUGCGUUAAAUUGGACUCACAUUUCUUUACUGUAAAUGUUGGGUGUCUAAAAAAAGUACUGAUCCAAGCACUUGUAAUACGUUUCUUUUGUUUGUUUGUGGUAUGGCCUUUAAAUAUAGGCUCCAUUCUGUUUGUACUGACAGUGGUUGUCAUCUUCAUUCGUUGACCUGAAGACACGUUGCCAAGUAGUAGUAUGUGUUGAGGUUUUUCUUUUUCUUUUAUUUCAGAAGCUAUGGCUAAAUUAUCCAACCACUGGCAAUAAAAAUAUAUUUAAAAAAAAUAAAGGAUCAAUGUGUUCAUAACAUGUUAAAAAAAUAUUUAAUUAGGUGACAUUGUGGAGGCCUUACUAAUUUUCUUACUUUUAAGAAAAAAAACUGACUUCUGUGUAUCAGUGGAUGGUCUGAGGCCCAUCUACUGUGGUUCUGUCUGUCACGCUUCGGCCUGUGUAGUAUAUCUGAUGGUACAUUUGGUUAAAAGAUCAAUAAAGUCAUUUGAAAAA